UUUAUCUGGCUGGAGGCAGCAGGGAAUAGGUGGGAUAAAAACUGGGUGACAGGUUGUGACCCAUCAUGAUUUGACCAGAUUUCAGAAGGGUCAGCGAGGGUCAGGGAUGGCAGUGUGUGCUCUGACUGUGUUGGAUGGAGUGAGCGAGGAGGCCACAGCUUUGGGUGGAGCCCUCAUUCUGGUCCUCGCUUUGGUUCUGGCCUGGCUCUCCACCCAUGUAGCCGAGCGCGGAGACCACAUUCUGGGAACCAUCCUCACCGUGGGCGCCCAUGCCUCUCUCAUCGGGCUUGGGGCCCACGACAGCUACGUGGGACCUCCGUCUGGUUCCGACCCGAUGGAGCAGCAGGGUGAGGCUCCUCCAGAGGAGGAGAAACCGGAAGAAGGGGAGCAGGGCUUAGAAGAUGGGGGAGAAGAGGAUGGAGGAGUAGGAGCAGAGCUGCUGGAUAUUCAGGGACUGAGGAAAAAAGUGCACAGGGUACGGUUUGAGGAGGAGGAGGAAGAGGAAGAGAAAGAGGACAGGUUGGAGGAAGAGGAGGACGAAGCGUCCUGUAUCACGGUGCGACUCAAAUUUCUCAACGACACCGAGGAGCUGGUUAUACUGAGGCCAUGUGACACAGUCGGGGUGCUGAAGAGUAAGUAUUUCUCCGGCCGUGAGCGUCAGAUUAAGCUCAUUUACCAAGGCCAGCUUCUCCAGGACCCCCGUCGUACCCUCCUGUCCCUCAACAUCACCCACAACAGCGUUCUCCACUGCCACGUCUCCCAGACCCAGCCCCAGCCCCAGGCCCAGCCCCAGGCGCCGGCCGAGAGCAACCCAGAGGAGGCCGCCCCUGCCGGGCCGCCCUCGGCCCUCGGCGGUGGUCUCCGUUCGGCCGGCCUGACUCUCAGCACGGGCAGCCUGGUGGUCCCCGUGUUCGUCGUCUUGCUGGCGGUGGUCUGGUAUUUCCGGAUCAAUUACCGCCAGCUCUUCACUGCCCCCGCCACCGUAUCAUUGGUCGGCGUGACCGUCUUCUUCAGCUUCCUCAUCUUCGGCAUGCACACCCGGUGAGGCGGACGAAGAGACGAAAGGUUCGACAGACAGAUGAACGAAAGCAACGGGGGCGGACAAAGAGUGUCUGAAGUGAGAGUGAUAGAGUGAACCUUGAACGGUGGGGGUUUUUUUUACGCGGGCUUCCGUAAAGUUCCAACAUUCGUAAGAUGCCACGAAAGCUGAAAUUAACAGCAGUUCCUGGAAUGAACUAAUAUGUUAACUUUAGGGCUUUGCUAGAGAGUGCAGUCUAAAAGAGAUAGAAAAAAAAAAAACAACAGAUG
This is a messenger RNA of Chanos chanos (milkfish), 1308 nucleotides long. RefSeq names its product transmembrane and ubiquitin-like domain containing 2 (gene tmub2). Gene Ontology annotation, molecular function: protein binding. The record is from RefSeq and is a predicted model, not a curated record. The coding region runs from base 107 to 1045 and encodes 312 amino acids. Gene Ontology annotation, biological process: ERAD pathway. The transcript has 3 exons. Lineage: Eukaryota; Metazoa; Chordata; Actinopteri; Gonorynchiformes; Chanidae.